Monoraphidium neglectum is the source of this 1461-nucleotide messenger RNA. RefSeq lists its product as hypothetical. Gene Ontology annotation, molecular function: glycosyltransferase activity. NCBI's taxonomy places the organism in Eukaryota, Viridiplantae, Chlorophyta, Chlorophyceae, Sphaeropleales, Selenastraceae. The coding region runs from base 1 to 1461 and encodes 486 amino acids. The record is from RefSeq and is a predicted model, not a curated record. Gene Ontology annotation, biological process: root hair cell development. The transcript has 5 exons.
AUGGAUCGCCCUCGAUCGCAGAGCCACUUGUCAGACGUCACGGUCCUGGCAGACUCCACCAGCCGCGCCCACCAAGAAUGCCGCGGCCGCGAGGCCGCCAUUGCGGCCGACCUGGCAGUGCGAAGCGAGCAAGGGCGCGCCGCCGAACGUCGCGCAGCGGCGGCCGAGGCAGCGCGCGCGCAGCUCGAGGCGGACGCGGCGGCGGAGCGCGCACGGCUGGAGGCGGAGGCGGCGCGCCUGAGGGCACGACUCGCGGCGGCGGAGGAGCGCGAGAAAGCAACUGAAGAUGCCCUUGGCGCGGAGCACGCGCGGCGCAUGUGGCUGGAGACGGAGUCAGUCAAGGUCGGGCUGCUGCGGCACACAGCGCGGGGCCCCGGGUCUGAUGAGGAGGCGGCGCGGCAGCACGGGGAGCUGGCGCUGCUGCUCAAGCAGCUGGUGCACAACGGCGACGUGCUGCUGGCCGUCUGUGACAGGGGGGUGACCUACCCCCAUGACUUCCUGACGCCCUGGGUGCACCAGGUGCGUCGCCUGGGCCUGGCCAACAUCUUGGUGCUGACAGGCGACAGCGUCGUCCUGGGGAAGGCCAAGGCCCUGGGGGUGGACGCGCUGCUCACCAGCCCCAAGGCAGCGCACGACGCGCCGCCGGACGCGCGUGGCUUAGUGACAAAGUGGGCGUCCGUCGAGCUGCUGCUCAGCCUGGGUCACUCUGUGCUGUACAGCGAUGUGGACGUGGCGCUGCUGGGGGACCCCUUCACGCUGCUGAGGAGGGACUGUGACCUGGAGGCCAUGAGCGACGCCGCGGACGAGCGGUCGGCGUACGGCACAGCUGAGCCAACGCAAAGCGCAGCCGAGGCUGCCGGCGGCUCUGCCAGGCGCCGCUUUGUGGUGGCGGGCCUGUCGCCUGGCCUGUUCUACAUGCGGCCAACUCAGGCCGCGAUCGAUCUGGCAGCCUCCAUGGUCCGCGGCCUCCAGGCUGGGCGGGAAACAGAGGCCACCCUCCUCACGCGCGCCGCGCUCGCACCUGCCCACGCCGAGACCUCGAGGGACACGCGGGUGCGGCUGCUGCCGUUCGGCCCCGUCCUCGCCGGGCGCGCCGUCUUUGCGCUCCCCGCGCACCCCGAGGCGCCAGCACCGGCGUCGCGGAGGGGCAGGGACAAGCGGGACGCAGCGCACGAGGAGGACGGCGAGGAGGCCGCGCUGCUGUCGCCGCGCGGGGACCUGCUGCGGCGGCACGGGACGGUGGCCGUCCACGUGGGUGGCGGUGCGCCCGCCGGGGAGCGGCUGCUGCGGCUGGAGGCGUUUGCGGCGUACGGCUUGGGCAGGCCGCGGGCGCUCGAGGCGCUGCCCGCGGACAGCGGGGGCGCUGGCCUCGGGCCCGCCGCCGCGCGCGCGCUCAAGAAGGCCCCGGCUGCGGCGGCGGUUGCGGUGGAGGGCCGUGCGUGGGCGAACACACUGUGGUGA